Neltuma alba is the source of this 1771-nucleotide messenger RNA. Its product is annotated as flavonoid 3'-monooxygenase-like. Lineage: Eukaryota; Viridiplantae; Streptophyta; Magnoliopsida; Fabales; Fabaceae. The record is from RefSeq and is a predicted model, not a curated record. The transcript has 3 exons. Gene Ontology annotation, molecular function: iron ion binding; heme binding; monooxygenase activity. Bases 44 to 1591 code for a protein of 515 amino acids.
CAUUAUUAUAAUACACUCUGUCAUUAAUUCGUCUUUUUCGAAUAUGGCUUUUGUGACUUCUCCAUGGCUUCUGGGUUUGGCUUCUCUGGUUUUAGCUUCCCUUCUUUAUCGCCUUCUCAACCUCUUCCGGCGGCCUUCUCUUUCUCUUCCUCCCGGUCCUAAACCCUGGCCCAUCGUCGGGAACAUGCCUCACUUGGGACCUGUGCCUCACCAUGCUUUGGCCGAUUUGGCUCGGAGUUAUGGUCCUCUCAUGCACCUCCGCCUUGGCUUCGUCGACGUCGUCGUGGUGGCUUCGGCUUCUGUCGCCGAGCAGAUCUUGAAGGUUCACGACGCCAACUUCUCCAGCCGACCUCCCAACGCCGGAGCCAAGUACAUGGGUUAUAACUAUCAAGACCUCGUGUUCGCUCCCUACGGCCCACGGUGGCGCAAGCUCCGAAAAAUCUCCGCUGUUCAUCUCUUCUCCGGCAAGGCCUUGGAAGAUUUCAGACAUCUUCGUCAGGAAGAGGUGGGAAGACUGACGCGUAAUCUCGCGAGUGCCGCCUCACAAGUGGUGAACUUAGGGCAGUUGCUGAAUGUGUGCACCACCAACGCACUCGCAAGGGCAGUUUUAGGACGGCGCGUGUUCGACGACGGUGCUGCCGGAUGUGAUCCCAGGGCGGAUGAGUUCAAGUCGAUGGUGGUUGAGAUGAUGGUGCUGGCCGGAGUUUUCAACAUCGGCGACUUCAUUCCGGCGUUGGAAUGGCUGGACCUUCAAGGAGUUCAAGGCAAGAUGAAGAAACUGCACAAAAGAUUCGAUGCCUUCUUGACGAACAUCAUCGAAGAACACAAGGUUUCUCAGAACGAGGACCACAGGCACUUGUUGAGCACAUUGCUUUCUCUUAAGGAGGCUCAAGAUGAUGAGGGAACCAAGCUCACUGACGUUGAGAUCAAAGCAUUACUUCUGAACAUGUUUGCGGCCGGUACUGACACGUCAUCAAGCACCACGGAGUGGGCCAUAGCCGAGUUGAUCCGAAACCCGACCAUGUUGGCCCGAGUCCAACAGGAAUUGGACUCCAUAGUGGGCCAGGACCGGCUGGUGAAUGAGUUGGACUUGCCCAACCUGCCAUAUUUACAAGCCUUUAUAAAAGAAACAUUCCGUCUUCAUCCACCCACUCCUCUCUCACUGCCAAGAGUCGCGGCUGAGAGCUGUGAGAUAUUCGGAUACCACAUCCCUAAGGGGGCCACUCUCCUGCUCAAUGUUUGGGCCAUAGCCCGUGACCCUAAGGAGUGGUCCGACCCGUUGGUGUUCAGGCCUGAGAGGUUCUUGCCGGGCGGGGAGAAGGCUGGUGUGGACGUUCGGGGCAAUGACUUUGAGGUGAUUCCAUUCGGUGGUGGACGGAGGAUAUGUGCUGGCAUGAACCUUGGGCUUCGAGUGGUCCAGCUUCUGACUGCAACUCUGGCCCAGGCUUUUGAUUGGGAGCUUGCCGAUGGUCUCAGCCCACAAAAGCUUAACAUGGACGAGGCUUAUGGGCUUACCCUCCAACGGAAGGUCCCUCUGUUGGCCCAGCCAAAGCCCAGGCUUGCACCACACCUGUACUCACAGUCUCCCUAAAGAUAAUAGGAUUCCAGAUUUGUAUGUCCUUAUGCUUUCUUCUGUAUUUGCAUUCAAUGGUUGAAAUUUGUUAUAUUAUUUGAAUAAUUCUUUUUCACGUGCCAAUGGCAUUAGAGAAGAGAAGCCAAACUGUAAUCUUUUAUUCUUUCUCCAAUUUAUUCAUUGUAAUUUCUUUUUUAA